Molecule: messenger RNA, 784 nt
Organism: Cicer arietinum (chickpea)
Lineage: Eukaryota; Viridiplantae; Streptophyta; Magnoliopsida; Fabales; Fabaceae
Product: protein SMALL AUXIN UP-REGULATED RNA 12
Biological process (GO): response to auxin
Source: RefSeq, a predicted model, not a curated record
UCUGUUUCUCUUUUCCACACUCACAACACACCAAUCUCCAACCAUAAAUAAAUGCCUCUCCCACUCUCUCCCAUGAAUCACCACCUCACAACACCACCAUUCAUUUCUAACUCUAUCACACCAAAACUUGAAUUUUCAAAGAGAGAGAGAAAAUAAAAACAUCAUGGGCAUUAGAAAAUCCAACAAGCUACCACAACCAGAUGUUAUAAUCAAGCAAAUCGUCAAAAGAUGUUCAAGUUUUGGAAAGAAAAAUGGAUACAAUGAAGAGGGUCUUCCUGAAGAUGUACCAAAAGGUCAUUUUGUUGUCUAUGUUGGAGAAAACAGGACAAGAUAUAUUGUUCCAAUUUCAUGGUUGCCUCAUCCACAAUUUCAAACUUUGCUUCAAAGAGCUGAAGAAGAAUUUGGAUUCAAUCAUGACAUGGGACUUACUAUUCCUUGUGAUGAAGUUGUUUUUGAGUUUCUUACUUCAAUGAUUAGAUAAGGAGAAAAGGGCUUUGUCACAUUUGAUCAUAGUGAGGUUUAUUACUAUAAAUCCCUUUCUCAAGUUGUGGUACUAAGUCUAACUAAGUAAAGGAACUAUUAAUAUUAACACUUCUACAUUUUUUAUUGUAAUUGUAAUAUACACAUGCCAAAGAGAAUUUCCUUGGUAGUGCCAAUUGUAUUCUUAAAGAGUAAAGAUUUCUUUCAAUGUUACAAAAAUGUUUUGGUUUUUAUUUUCAUUUCCUUGCUUUGGUUGUUUGAUGAAUUCAACUUGAAAGAGAAAGUGAUUAGAAAUAAAUAGUUG